AUGAAAUGUGCACAAUUCAGAAACAUGUUACAGGCAGGGUUAUACCUUUUGCUAUUCAUCAGUUAUGGUAUAAUUAAGGUAGUAUUUUAUAAAUCAGAACUUAAAACAAAAAUGAAUGUACUUCGGGAGUUGAACAUAUAUAUCAUUAAUAUAAGAUUAAGAAUUAAAAAUCAAGGAUAUACCCAAAAUGCCCAAGACGCAAAUUUGAAUCAAAGUCCUGAUCUUGCGUCUAAUACUACCAUAGUUAGUUCAACAGAUGAUGUUUCUCAAAAUUCUGAAUCAAAUAAUGUUGAUACCACUGCUGUGGCAAUUAUUCACUUUUUGUGGUCAUUUUUCAAAAGAAACUUUGAAACAGAGACUUUAAUAUCCGAAUCAUCAAACGGAACAUAUACAGAUGAUUAUCAAGUAGAUUAUAUUCAAAAUGACUUUUCAAACCUAGCAAAACAAUAUAGAGUUGCACGUAUUAUCCUUGUUAUGCUUUUAUCAAUUCUUAUCGUACCAUUGACGCUUAUAAUUUGGUCUUGUAUUGGGCUUAAAUUUGGUGAUUGCAUUGAUUAA
This is a messenger RNA of Lodderomyces pseudojiufengensis, 558 nucleotides long. RefSeq lists its product as uncharacterized. The coding region runs from base 1 to 558 and encodes 185 amino acids. NCBI's taxonomy places the organism in Eukaryota, Fungi, Ascomycota, Pichiomycetes, Serinales, Debaryomycetaceae. The record is from RefSeq and is a predicted model, not a curated record. The transcript has a single exon.